This is a messenger RNA of Gastrolobium bilobum, 736 nucleotides long. Its product is annotated as protein translation factor SUI1 homolog. Gene Ontology annotation, biological process: translational initiation. The record is from RefSeq and is a predicted model, not a curated record. Gene Ontology annotation, molecular function: translation initiation factor activity; RNA binding. The transcript is spliced from 5 exons. Bases 184 to 525 code for a protein of 113 amino acids. Lineage: Eukaryota; Viridiplantae; Streptophyta; Magnoliopsida; Fabales; Fabaceae.
CACAACCUCACAAGUCACAUCAUAGUCGCAGAGGCAGAGAGAACGAUAGAAGUCUCAGCUCAGUCUUCUCCAAUUUAGGGUUUCGGAUCUUAACCCAAUCUUUGACGUAUCGAAACCCUAAAUUUAAGAUCAGGUCUGAGAAAUCUGGUUGAUAGGACGUUCUGUCUUGGAGACUCAAGUUUUAUGUCGGAAUUAGACGCGCAGAUUCCUACUACCUUCGAUCCUUUUGCUGAGGCAAAUGCUGACGACUCGGGUGCUGGGUCAAAGGAGUAUGUGCAUAUUCGCAUACAGCAGCGGAAUGGUAGGAAGAGCCUGACAACCGUUCAGGGAUUGAAGAAAGAAUUCAGCUAUAACAAGAUACUUAAAGACCUUAAGAAAGAAUUCUGUUGCAAUGGUACAGUUGUUCAGGACCCAGAACUAGGACAGGUUAUUCAACUUCAAGGUGAUCAGCGGAAGAAUGUUUCUACUUUCCUAGUCCAGGCUGGUAUAGUGAAGAAGGAGCAUAUCAAGAUUCAUGGUUUCUGAGCGGCUGGAAACUCAAUUAUCAAGUCUUACCUGCCUUACUCUGAGUUAGGCAUAGAUGUUUUGAGUUUUAUGUGAUUGUGGUAUUUUUCUAGUGUUUUCUGGUGUUCUAUCUACCAUGUGAUUGUGGGAUUAUGGAUUUUAUAACGUGUAAUGUUUGCUUUAAAGACAUAUAUGAAAACAGUUUGAUGGAGUUCUAUGCAAUUUGUUGAGA